Molecule: messenger RNA, 3813 nt
Organism: Melanotaenia boesemani (Boeseman's rainbowfish)
Lineage: Eukaryota; Metazoa; Chordata; Actinopteri; Atheriniformes; Melanotaeniidae
Gene: rnf215
Product: ring finger protein 215
Exons: 10
Coding region: 154-1242 (362 amino acids)
Biological process (GO): ubiquitin-dependent protein catabolic process
Molecular function (GO): ubiquitin protein ligase activity
Source: RefSeq, a predicted model, not a curated record
CCGGAAGUUGCUUUUGUUCCUGUUUACAUUCGGAGAGCCGCUAUCCUAUAAAUCAUCGCUUGCAGCGUUGUCAAAAUAAUGUGUGUCCAUUGAUAAUAUUUGUAUAUUUUUGUUGCUUUCAGUUGCAUUUUCUCCGUGUAGUUUUUCGGGGACAUGGCCUUUGCUCGUUGGUGCUGUCUUGGGGUUACGAUACCGCUGCUCUUGUUUCGGUGGCCGGGACUGCUGGUCGUGGCGGAACAGGUCGCUUUGGUAGAGGUUUUUCUUCAGCAGCGGCCCGGCGUCAGCGCCUUGCUCCAGGGGGAGGUUGUGGAGUCUAGCAGCAGCAGUAGGAGCCCUGAACCACGGGACGAAGAACCAAAAGAACUGGAGGGGAACCUGGUGUUGGUUCGAGAUGAGGAGACUGGAAUAACCGGAGGAGAAGGUGAGGCCGACACUGAGAAGCAGGAGCCAUGGAUCGGAGUGGUGCCUGUGGAAAUGGACGACAGUAAAGCCUCCACUGGGAACCAGGAGUCAUUCGCUGAUGCAGUAGUCAAUAAAAUGAAGAGAGCGUUAGUCCUUGGAGCCUCAGCACUGAUCAUCUUGGCUCUCAACCAAAACACUGUCAGUGAGAUGGAUUUGUCCCAAGUGCUGUCGAAACCUAUUAUUGUGAUCCAAACAUCGGAGAAUGUCACCAAACUGAUUGGAGCUCUGCUCAGGGGUCUUCGUGCAACAGCAAAAAUCACAUAUGAGACGAUCCUGCAGGAUAACCUGGGAGCCACCCUCACGCUGUGGUCCACCUGCGGUCGAUCGAGAGGGGGUCUCUACGGAGAGUGGCAGGGGGUCAUCUGCACUGGAGAAACCAACUCCCAGGUCCAGAAGUACCUGCAGCAGCUGUGGGACACCGUCCUCCUGGUGGCGCUGAUCCUCUGCACAGGAGUCAUCGUUCAGGCUCGCUGGCAGUACCAGGACCACCAGCUCAACGACGACUUAGAGCUCCUUCCUAAACAGGACGUCCUGAAGAGGAUGUCGUCUCUGAAGACCAAGACGUAUCGUCAGCCCAAACCCUGGUGUGACCCAUCGCAGACGAUAGAGACGGACAACUGCGCCGUCUGCCUGGAGCCGUUCAACAACAACCAGUGUUUGCGUGUGCUGCCGUGUCUUCAUGAGUACCACAGAGACUGUGUGGACCCCUGGCUGUUGCUGCAGCACACUUGUCCUCUGUGCAAACGCAGCAUCCUCAGCAGCGUCCGUAAAGACAGCUAACGGUUGUUUCACCUCCGGCGCAGCAGCAGCUCUGAGAAUCACCUCGACUUUGUUGACCCUCCAACAGCCUUUUGUUUGUUUAUAAAACUGACCUCACCUCAGCACUUCCUCCUUCCAGCAGUGGUUUGUGGGAGCAAAUUAAACCUCCCGAUGGGUCACAGACACACAGCGGUUGUAGAGAAACGGCACUUUGAAGUACGAUCAGGGUACUGUUGUGAACACUUCUUCCUGGGAACCUGUUACUUAAAUCUGGAGGUAAUUAUAUGUGUGAUCUACAGAGGAGAAAAUGUGAGUUGGAAAAACUGCGAACCUCUGCUAGUUUGUGCUUAGACAUUCGUUGCUUUCUGCUUUAAGCUCAGACAUACUUUCUCAUCUGGCCGUUGUUGGUGUUUAGGUCCAAAUGAUAACAAGGAGGGUGGACUGUCUGAAGGUCUGGAGACCAGUAGCUUAGUUUGUUGUUUUUGUUUGUUCCUUAAGAUUGAACUGCAAAGAGCAGGAAACAUGACCCAUGAAAGCACUUGAGAUUUGUUACAGAAGCUAAUUUAGUCAGUUUGUCUGUUUUAAACAGUUUAUGACAAAGAUGUGAAAGUGGUGGAUUGGUGACCAUUUUGGAGCUUGGAGCUCAAAUGACUCGUCUCCCUGUUUUUCUUCUUCUUCUUUUAAGCUUUUGUAUAGCUUAAGGGCCAUUUAUGCACCCCUCGUGAACAUAGAUAGGUACGUCACUGCCCUCAUACUUUCAUGUGUCCCUGGUUGUUAUCUAAUACAUCCACUAGAGGGCAGGACAGAGUUCAUAGUUCAGCUCUGAGUUCUGACAUCAGUUUAUGACAACAGCAAACAUGGCGGCGGUGGAGGAGACCACAGUAAAUUCUGAGAAGUGGAUGUAUAAAGAGGCAGCGCAGCAGACAGCGGUGGUCUGUGCAGCCAUUAAUUAAAGUUCAGCAGCUUUUUCUUCGUUCCUUUCAUGGUUGAUUUUAUCAGCUACGCUGCUCAACACUGCCCCCAGUUUCCGGUGCCACGCGGAGACCAGUUUCCCCAUCGAGCACCAUUCCCCUUUCAGCUCCUCAAUCCAUCAGGACGUGUUCUCCCUGCUAUGACCAACUACUUAGGACCCACAGGGCUGAAAAUUUCAGGAUUUGUUAAAACGUAACAAUAGAGUUUUUGUGCAUUACAGUAUUUUUUACUGUUAGUUAGUCCUUAGUUAGUUAGUCUGUUAGUCCAUUUUUUCCAGAAUGCACUUCUUUCCCGUUUGGAUGGGACGAGGCUUCACCGGAGCUGGAGGGGGAACAGAUCUCACUGGGAAAACUGGCCUUGAAACAAGACCGGUGGUACAGCGCCGUUUGCUCAGGGCACGCAUCCCGAAGGGGCCUGAAAACGACCAAAUUAUGCUCGUAAAUGACGCAAAUGGCGGACUAAAUGCUCCGUAUCCUCUUUUGUGUAGGACAGAAAUGGCCCUUUUAAACGUAUAAUAAAAAAUUAUGCAACAAGUAGAAAAAAGACAAAGUGUUACCAAGAUGUCUGAAGCGGAUCUGCUUCCUCAAAACUACAAAGACCCGUAGUUGUUUAGUGUCCACUUUGAGGACCAUGUAUCAGCAGAUUAUCAGUUACAGGAAGAGAUAUUCCUACAUUCAUGAAUCAAAUAUGUGGCACCAGGCUUGAACAUCCAAUCAGACUGAGUUUGAGUCAAGACUAUUGACAGAUGCACUAUAUUGCCAAAAGUAUUGAGACGUCUGCUCCAUGAUUUUUAAUGACAUCCCAGUUUUAAUCCGUAGGGUUUCAUAAGGAGCUGACCCACACUUUCUAGCUACAACAGCCUAACCUCUUCUAGUUAGGCUUUCUACAAGAUUUAGUAGUGUUUGUGGGAAUUUUGGACCAUUGUGACAUGAGGCUUGUGGUCCACUCUAUUCAUACCAGGAGUCCACAGGCCAGUCAAGCUCCAUCUACCAAGCUUGCUCAUCCAUGUCUUUAUGCACUUAGCUUUACACACAAUAUGAAGUUUGGUUGUGGACACAGAAUCUUAGCCCUUUGCCUGUGAUUGGUUAAGGACUAGAGAAGUCUGGUGGGUUGAGUAGUCAUGUAAAAUGUGACACAAAGGUUUUGUAUUUGUAAAACUGACUUUCAGUCUUGCAGAAUUAUCCCAUAUUUCCAGAUUUGAUUUAUACUUGUUAGUUUCAAAUAUGGGGAUAGGAGUUACAAAACCUAUGUCCCUAUCCUAGCUCCAUAGAUUAACUGGGUGCACACAAACAUCACUUGUAGUGUACUUAAUACUGAUAUAUAAGAGAAACCACUGGCUAGAUGCUAACAGGGGUGACCCAUCUCUAGUAAGCCUUAGAGAUGCUAGAAGGCUAAUACAAUUUACAAGUUUACCCUCCUGCUUUUUCUUCGUUUGCAAAGCCAAACUCACACGUCUGCUUUAACUUGAUGCUUUGAUAUCCGGAGCUGCAAUGGCAUCCAUGUUUUCACUGAACUCUGAGCAGGAGGGUAAUGUCUGGCACAUACGUUUUUUUUUUUGUUUUGUUUUUUUACUUACCAAGGCUGGAUAAAAGGAUCAAACUGUGCUGCAGUACUCUGACG